Suillus discolor is the source of this 2238-nucleotide messenger RNA. RefSeq lists its product as uncharacterized. The transcript is spliced from 11 exons. The record is from RefSeq and is a predicted model, not a curated record. The coding region runs from base 1 to 2139 and encodes 712 amino acids. NCBI's taxonomy places the organism in Eukaryota, Fungi, Basidiomycota, Agaricomycetes, Boletales, Suillaceae.
AUGGUACUGGCCAGUGACUUCUUCUCGGUUGUUGUCUCCCCGUUGGAAAGCUGGAGGGAUUGGCAAGCAGCAAGAUUUGAUGCAAAUUCGAGUCCGCAAUUCGGGCAUUUUGUAGAUGUUGGACCACUGAAAAAGUUGACCUGUUGCAGUGCACCCCUCAAGUUCCGAGCCCAUUGCGGUUCUUUCAAUAACGUUCUUUCAUCGUCUGCGUCUACAACAUCGGGUUCCAGUGGUCGAACUCGAGUGGACUCCCUCCAAACUCCUGACCCUUCCAAAAUAACUGAAGGGAAGGUCAUAACUUUGACCACAGGUCUCAUGUCCCUCGAGCCCCCCUCCCUGCGCUCAGAGACCUCCUCUCCGGUUUCAACCCAUUCUGAUGCCAAUUCACUUAUUGGCAGCACUCGCAGUUCCCGGCGUGGAAUGCGACCUGCAAGCAGGAGUCACCCAUACCUGCAUCGUGGUGCUCCUAGUACCCAACUGGAGCUGCGCUUUGCCCUGAAGGGAAUCCGAGGAACCCCUGACAUCAAACUUACUGAUGCCAUAAAGGGGCGGGAUAUUUUCUUGCGUGGUCUCUCGUCUUUGUCAAGUGACACGAUAACGUUGGCAGCACACGCCAAACAUGCUGCGCGAGAAAACCACCGUCACAAGGUCAAGCAACUCGGUUGGGAGAUCCAAGAGGUAGAAUACAACAAGCUACUCCUCAAAGCAUUUGAGCGGAAGGAGAAGAAGCGACUGAAAAUGGCAGAGUCGGAUUAUCGCCUCUUCGAGAAGCUCUUAGUGGGACGAGAUCUUCCGGCUCUACAGCAGGAUGCUGAAUACCUGGAGGAAUCGCACGAUUCUGAGCUCGAUUCCCUAGCUACGGCUGAUGAGCAGCUCUAUCAAAUUUCAUCUGUAUCACCACUCGCAACAAAAUAUGUCUCUCACAGGCUUCCAAACAGUAGUGACACGGAGUAUGAGCAAGAUGAGGAGGAGGCUGACAAUGGGGAACGAUCCGACGAUUCCGAUUAUUCUGACGCCGAAUUGGAAGCAAGAUCUACUGGUAGGCGAAAGCCCAACGCUGCAAGGAAGGGUUUUCGGCCAGGGAUUCACUCGGACCUUAAUCCCAGUGGCCAGUCGGUCGCCAAUCAACUCGCCUUACCUGCCUCAACACCAAGCUCCGCUCAUGCACCAUCAGCAACCCCCGGCCAUGCACCAUCAGCACCCCCUGGUCAUGCACCAUCAGCAACCCCCGCCCAUGCAUCAUCAGCAGCACCCGCCCAUGCACCAUCAGCACCCGCCCAUGCACCAUCAGCAAAACCCACUCAUGCACCAUCAGCAACCCCCGCCCAUGCACCAUCAGCAACCCCACCCAUGCACCAUCAGCAACCCCUGCCCAUGCACCAUCGGGACGAGGAUAGAGCACUAGCCGACGCAUAUGCUGGCGCAUUUGCCCUCCUCCACGAACCAUCGUCAAGGCAGCCAUCACAACCAGAUUUGGUCGGAAAUGGGUCUUUGGCCCCAUGGGGGGCCGCGCGGCUUGUCGCUCUGGCCCCCCUUCACUUGGGAGAGAACAUCCGUGGGGAGAGAACCCAGGGUGUUAUUCGAACUCAAAAACAUGUCUCCGACAGCGGGAGACGACGACGUAAUGUGAGACUUCCUCCCACGCCAGAGCUACUGUCAGCUGAUCCUGCCGCUGCACCUGAUUUGCCCGAGGGGUCUGGGUCAAUUGUGGACCCGCCCAUUUCGACUCGCAUAAAGCUCUCGACGAAAUCAGCCCGAAAGUUGAAAGAAACCGCAAAGAGUAAGCUUCGGGCGCUUCUACUGAACGUGGAUGCGGAAACAGAUGGUGCCCCGAAUGAUGAGCUUCGCGAUAAGAUGAUACGCAAUGCGUUGCAAGCCACGAAAAUUGAACAAUUUGGUCAAGCGGAAAUCGAGGAUAUCAAGGGUAUCAACAAUUUUAUGGUGGCCGCAAUAGCAGAUAUGCGACGCGGGUUCAAAGCUUACGCGAUGAAAACAGUUCCAGUUGGCUAUGGUCUGCGCCUGCCACUGUUUUCGGAACAGGAUGAGUCAGCGCAUGGGCGAGAUAGAAGCAUGGGUGACACGGAGGUUCGACGAUUACUGGAGAACGAAGUUCUCAUCAACAUGGUCAUGACCUUUUGAAAGACGGAUUAUUGGACAUUGUAAAGGGCCCACUCGAUCGUUUGUUCGCAGCAUGUGGCGCAACAAUCCGCUGCGUGCUAUAUGCCCAUCGUACUGGUC